Molecule: messenger RNA, 951 nt
Organism: Rhizophagus irregularis DAOM 181602=DAOM 197198
Lineage: Eukaryota; Fungi; Glomeromycota; Glomeromycetes; Glomerales; Glomeraceae
Source: RefSeq, a predicted model, not a curated record
AUGUCUUUUAACAAAAAACAUGAAAACCCACACAAUGAGACCAACAACUCAAGCUAUAAGAGCGACAAUACUAAUGAUGAUACUAAUAAGAAAGAAGAUUAUCGAAUUGCAAUUUGUCAAGAUGGAAAAUUUGCCAUUACAUUUGAUACGGCAAACCUUCGCAUUAAAAUAUUGGAAAAUACUGAUCAUCGCACAUUCAAUAUGAAAGAGUCUGAUAAUAAAAAAUCCGAAAAAUCUGAUCCCCCUUCCUUUAACCAAGAAUCAAAACUCAACACAGGCGAUGAUGAUGCAAAAGAGGAUGAAAAGAGUGAUGCAUUUAGAUGGUCCUUUGAUGUAUCAAAUUUACAUAAGAACGAUGAUGAAUAUUAUAUUCUUGUCACCAAAAGCUUGAAUUUACGCAAGAAUUGGCCGAGUUCAAGGAAAAAGCGAGGAGCAGCCUCUAAAAAAGGAAUUGCUUUUUAUCGUCUUGAACUAAAAGAAGAGAAGAAAAAUUAUAUUUUUAACAAUGUUACUUGUUAUUAUUCUGAUAGCAUUUCAGGAAUAUGUAGCUUUAUAGAAGUUACAAAUGAUGAUGAUGUUGAACAAAGAAGAUUUAUUAUAUUUAACUUUCACGAUGAACUAGAUAAUUGGUAUACGGAUUCAGGCACAGAUUGUAUGAAACGACUUCUCACGUGUGUUUACGACAAAUAUUUUUUGGUCACACAAUACAAAAAUGAUGUCCAAUCACUCGAAGUUGCAAAAAGAGUCGAAGAUAAAGAAAAAUAUGUAAAACAGUACAAUUAUGAUACGUUUUCAGUUAGUAAAUUACAGCUUUGUUUUACUCGAGGAAUUAAUAUUAUUAAGUUAUAUUAUAUGGAAAAUGGUUUACAAAUCGCAUCAAAAAAAUUUGAUGAAAUAGAAAAAAUAUUCUUAUUAGAAUUUAUUGAUAAUGAUGAAAAUUACUUAUUAUAG